This is a messenger RNA of Penicillium longicatenatum, 327 nucleotides long. Its product is annotated as Dimeric alpha-beta barrel. Gene Ontology annotation, molecular function: oxidoreductase activity. NCBI's taxonomy places the organism in Eukaryota, Fungi, Ascomycota, Eurotiomycetes, Eurotiales, Aspergillaceae. The transcript has a single exon. The coding region runs from base 1 to 327 and encodes 108 amino acids. The record is from RefSeq and is a predicted model, not a curated record.
AUGGCUUAUACGAUCACUGUCCUCUUUCCUAACGAGCAAGAUGCCAACUAUGACAAAAAGUACUAUGUCGACCAUCACAUGCCGCUCAUCGAGCGACACUGGAAGCAGUACGGCGUGCAGAGCUGGUCCGUUACCGACUUUGGCCCCGGUCCAGAUGGUACAAACCCACUUUACACCUUCGGAAGUGUUGUGAUUUGGGAAAGCAAAAAGGGGGUUGAGCAAGCCUUCCAGAGUCCCGAGGUGGCUGAGAUCAUGAGCGAUGUUCCCAAUUUCAGCAAUAAGCAGCCGGUGUUUCUUUUUGGUUCCCAAGUUGAGGUAAAUAAUUAA